CGCGGCCUGGGAGCCGAGCCGGGCAGGCGGGGAAGCUGGGACCGGACGGGGCGGGAGCGGCCGGGUCUCGGGUGUAUGCGGCCGCCGGACGCGCCGGGGCCGGCAGCGGGGAAGCGGGGCGCUGACGGCUGACGGGGGGCUUGCCCCUCCGCCCCCAGAGCAGCAUGGAUGCCCCACGGAGGGACAUGGAGUUGCUGAGCAACAGCCUGGCGGCCUACGCGCACAUCCGCGCUAACCCCGAGAGCUUUGGCCUCUACUUCGUGCUGGGAGUCUGCUUUGGCCUGCUGCUAACGCUGUGCCUACUAGUCAUCAGUAUCUCCUGCGCUCCUCGCCCGCGGCCCCGGGCCCCUGCUCCGCGCCGGGACCCCCGCAGCAGCACCCUCGAACCCGAGGACGACGAGGACGAGGAGGAGGACACGGUGACGCGGCUGGGCCCCGACGACACGCUGCAGGGCCCAGAGCUGACGGCUGAGCCAGACGGGCCGCUGAGCGUAAACGUCUUCACGUCGGCAGAGGAGCUGGAGCGGGCGCAGCGCUUGGAGGAGCGGGAACGGAUCCUAAGGGAGAUUUGGCGCACUGGGCAGCCGGACCUGCUGGGCACUGGCACGCUGGGGCCCAGCCCCACGGCCACAGGCACUCUGGGUCGCAUGCACUAUUACUGACCGGCCCCAUUCCCGUUGCAAGGAGCUCUGCGUACUGGACAUGCGCAGGAACUCACAGCUGCCCCAGGACAUUGGGACUGCCCCUGCCCACGGUGCUAGGGAGGCCCCGCCCACACGGCUCCCCCAGUGCCAUUGGACCUGGAUCCCUACCUUCUGAGAUCCCCAGUCCUGCCAGAAAGCCCGCGGGGGAGGACAGGGCACAGGGUCCCCAGCCCUUCUCCUGCGAUCGGUUAAGAGAUAAGUGACCAAUGAAAUCGGCAUUCUCAGUGA
Messenger RNA from Neogale vison (American mink), 932 nucleotides. RefSeq names its product eva-1 homolog B (gene EVA1B). NCBI's taxonomy places the organism in Eukaryota, Metazoa, Chordata, Mammalia, Carnivora, Mustelidae. The record is from RefSeq and is a predicted model, not a curated record. Bases 165 to 662 code for a protein of 165 amino acids. The transcript is spliced from 3 exons.